Messenger RNA from Glycine soja, 925 nucleotides. RefSeq names its product histone H1-like. The record is from RefSeq and is a predicted model, not a curated record. The transcript is spliced from 2 exons. Lineage: Eukaryota; Viridiplantae; Streptophyta; Magnoliopsida; Fabales; Fabaceae. Gene Ontology annotation, molecular function: structural constituent of chromatin; double-stranded DNA binding; nucleosomal DNA binding. Gene Ontology annotation, biological process: chromosome condensation; nucleosome assembly; negative regulation of DNA recombination. Gene Ontology annotation, cellular component: nucleus; nucleosome. The coding region runs from base 133 to 705 and encodes 190 amino acids.
GGUCAAAAGAGUAACGGCAUACCAUAAACUUUACUUAUCUCUAUCCUUUUCUUCUGCAUCUGCACUAAAAUAUACUAUUUUGUUGAUUUGUUUUUCUGUUUCUGUCAAUCCUUCCGAAAUUCUGCAGAAAAAAUGUCAAAAGCAAACGCAAAGAACAAAUCCCCCUCCACCGAGCUCCACCCUCCUUACUUCGAGAUGAUUGCGGAUGCGAUAUCGUCCUUGAAAGACCGCACGGGUUCGAGCCAGCCAGCGAUAGCCAAGUUCAUCGAGGACAAGCACAGCAAAGUGCUCCCUCCCAACUUCCGGAAACUUCUCUCCGUUCAGUUGAAGAAACUCGUCAAAUCGGAGAAGCUUUACAAGGUCAAAAACUCUUACAAACUUUCUUCCGCCACGGACAAAGAGACCCAGAAGAAUACCGAAACCGAGCCCAAACAGAAGGUUGAAAAGAAGAAGAAGAAGAAGAAGAAGGUGGGUGAGAAGAUUAAGAGGCUGAGCCAAGUGAAGACACCCGAAACUCUGAAGAAGAAAGCACCCACCAAGAAGGACGCGGCGGCAACUAAGAAGAAAUCUGCGUCGGCGGUGGAAGGUUCAGGAGGAGGGAAAGUGAAGUGUUUGAGUCAGGUGAAGACCCCUGAGGCCUUGAAGAAGAAGAAGCCCAAUUUGACACCCAAACCUUCCAGGCCCAACAGGAAUGCUAGGAAAUGAAACCACCACUUGUGUCGUAUGUAUGUUAAUGCUUUUUUUUUUUUUUUUAAGUUCUGUUGCCUUGAAGUGGAUUAUUGUUAUGAUCAACUUAUAACAGUUGACGAUUGCAAUGUGGUAGUUUCUGCGAUUAUUUAUUCGAUGUGGGAUUUUUUCCUCCUAAUCAUUUUUUUGGGUGUGCGUUUAUUUUAGUUUUAUAUAACACCGGAAAAUGUUCCUGAAA